UCCGAGUCCUCAGUGCGCCGGAAAGUUCUGGAGACGAGCGGGGUCAGACUGGAUCUAACGCAGAACGACACACGGAUAUUAUUUCAUUUUAAACUCCGGCGGACGGACAGAGAGGACUCGGGUUGACUCGGCUUUGUUCGCUUCAGCUCCGGAGAUAUAUUUAAAAAAAAAUAGUUUCAUUUUAAGUUUUUAUUUAAAAACAAAACAGUUUCGGUUAUUUUAUUCUUUUUACAAUCAGAGAAAAACUUGAGACUGAAGAAACGGAACUAACAGCUGACUGACGACACGUUGCGCAACCGAGACAAUAAUAAUACAACGAGACAAAGACGUCAUCCCGGACGCCAGUUCUCCCAGUAUCAGAGCUGCUGGUUCCAGUUCAAACUCCAAAGAAAACGUUUUAUUUUUAUGUCUUCAACAACUUCUGGAGCACAGACAGACAGACGGACACACAGACCAUCGGCUCCACGCGGACUCUACUGGGUUUCUACCGAGUCUACCGGUUUCCUGUUGACCUGCAGACCGAACCAGUCCGUCUGUCUGAAGAGAACAAGAUGAGCAUGGGCAUGGCCGCAGCCCGGUCUCAGCUGUGUCUGAAGAGGCUACUGGACGAGCCCCAGGACACUGUGAAAUGCAAAGUAGCUCGUCUGGAUCCGAACCUACCCGCCAUCGGCCUAUCACACUGCCUCAGUCCCAGAAGCCCCGCCCCCAAGUCCAACCAGAGCCAAUCCCCAUCGAGAGUGGGAUCGUACUUCCUGUUUGAACGCUGCGAGGGGGAGAAGAGCUACAGGGCCGAGCACACACUCACAAAGCAGCAGUACACCUGCCAGGUGCUUCCUCUACGUGGUUACCAAGAGCGGUUGGCGGCCUACGCCCGCAUCGCUGACCACGACAACAUCUGCGGCCUGCUGGAUGUGGUGAUUGGUCAGGACAGCGUGUACGUCUUCCUGCCCGGUCACUACGGCGACAUGCACGCGUACGUGAGAAGCAGGAAGCGUCUCGGCGAGGAGGAGGCGGGGCUUCUGUUCGCUCAGAUGCUGAACGCCGUGAUGCACUGUCAUCACCACGGAGUCGUCCUCCGAGACCUGAAGCUCCGCAGGUUCGUCUUCACCGACAAAUACAGGACGCGUCUUGCUCUGCUCGGUCUCGACGACUGCGUCCUCCUGCACGGUAAUCACGACGACGACACUCUGACGGACAGACACGGAUGCCCCGCCUACGUCAGCCCCGAGCUGCUGACCAAUGGGAACGGGUCUUACUCGGGCCGCGCCGCAGACAUCUGGAGCGUGGGCGUGUCUCUGUACACCAUGCUGAUUGGACGAUACCCGUUUCAGGACACGCAGCCCGCCGCGCUGUUCGCCAAGAUCCGCCGCGGGGCCUUCAGCGUGCCCGACUGGCUGUCGCCGCGAGCCAAGUGUCUGAUUGGCUGCAUGCUGAGGAAGUCGCCCGCAGAGAGGCUGACGGCGUCGGAGCUGCUGAUGCACCCGUGGCUGAACGGUCCUCGCCCGACACAUCACAACCCGAACAAGACGCACUACAGCUCGCACAAAACACUACAGAGUAAUAAACAAGAGGACGAUGACCAGGUGGUGCCGACGUGGACCGAAAAACACUAACACACGAUUGUACUUCUAUACUUGUGAGGACCCACAUUGAUACAUUUCAUCCUUUUAGCCCCUCACUAAACUUCACCUAAACCUGAUUCUAACUUCUAAGCAUUAACUUUAACUUUAAUGCUUUUCUUCCAGAAGGCAUUAAACAAUUAGAGAUUAUAUCAACGUGCAAUAUUGUUGACGAAAUAAGACGACUAAAAUUCAGUCAAAAAAAUUAAAACUUUUUUGCUGACAAAAAAAGGGGAAGAAUUUAUUUUUAAAAUACUUUUUUCCCCGCAAGUUAACAAUGAAAACAACUGGGCUUUGGAGAAAGAAAUUAAGAUAUUUUUGCUCGACUAGCUUGAUUGAAAUAUAUAUAAUCUAAUCUAAUAACUAACAAAAGACUAUAAUCUCAACAGUUUUCAUUAACUAAGACUAUAAUAAAAUAGUUAAAAGAUACAACUAAACUAAAUCCCGACUAAAAUAAACAGGAUGAUGUUGACUAAAUGUGAUAAAAAAAUAAUACGGACAUCUGACACAGGACUCUGACCCCAAAAAAAGAAGAAAAAAAAAGCCUGACAAAAUUAACACUCGUCCUCACAACUCAAACUGGUCCUCGCAAAGAUAGACAUACAAGUCUCACACACAGUACAUAGACAGUCCGAUCCUGGAUUACUUGACGCGACCAUCAGGUGCCUUCCUCUCGCUGCGUCUCAAAUCAAGCUCCGACAGAUUCACAACAGAGUCACCGGUUCCACCAGAACCAGAACCAACGGUGUGUUCGGGUGCUGUUCAUCAACUUGUGAAGUGAUUGAUCUCCACUUCCAACACCAGCUCACACGAUCAUUUCUGAUGAACACUCAACACACCAUUGGAGCAUCGGAGCAUAAAAUGGGGACACAGCUACUUUAUUUCAGUGUUCACACUUCCUGGUUGCUCCCCAGUGUUAUAAGAGAAGGAUCAGUCAGUGUUGGAAAGACUUUCUGAGAAACAUAAAUAGCCAGUUUAGCUGCCGCGAUCACUGAAAUAUGUUUCACCUUCUCAUUCAAUAAUUCUGUUUUUGUGGUGCUCAUGAAAACCAUUAUUCAGAAGAAAAAAAAAAAAAUUCAUAAUUACUUCAAAUUGCUCUUUGUUUUCUUGAGACAUGACAUCUAAUUUCCCCUGGAUAUGUUCAUUAUUGCAAUAAUAAUAAUAUUAAGAACAGCUCUGAUCAACCUUCAAUUUGUGAUCUUAAGAAAACUAUUCAUGAUAUUUCAGAGCAACAUUGUUAAUUAAAUCUCAGUAUAAAGGACCUCAUAAAAGCACCGUGUGUUGAAUCAUAAUUAAGUUUUAAUCUUGAGUGAACCACUUUAAUCAUAUUUUUAAUAAACACUCCAGUCUUGUGUUUAUCCGACUGACCGAUGCAACCCAACAGACCUGCAGCCAGCCAAUAGGAUGCCUUCUUAUGAACGCGUCACUCAGACCUCAGUUACAGCAGAAGAAUAAAUAAAGAUGUUUCACAAGCUGUUCUGGUCCCGAACUGUUUUUGUUUUCAAUGUUUUAUUACUGGUGUUAGCGAGGAGAAGCUCGGUUAACAACACACAUAGAGUGUAGACACUCAGGUAGACAUUACUCCUCUACAUCUUUACAUAGAUAAUCGUGGUUUGCUGCUUUAUUAAUCGUCAGAAUGUUAAAUACAGCUCCUUUAACGUACUUUCUCAUUGGAGAAAUAAAAUCUUGAAAUAUAGUCAAAUUUCAGCAGCAUGCGAGACAGUGUGCAGGAGUUCUUCUCACCAUUUUCAAGAUUACACCUUUACACUGAGAUACUAAACUGCUGCUGCAUAUUGAGCAACAGAAGAAAGUAUUAAUAAAGUUAAAUAAAGGUGUGAACCAGAGAGAUACACCAGAGUACAGACAGAGAGACUGGAAGAAGGAAAGAAACACACUGAACAUGAACUCUGACAGCAGCAGUUCGUCUCACCUUUACAUUUUAUUGUUAAAUCUCAGACAGCAGAAUGAAUCCUCUCACUUUUCUCUCUAACAUCCACUUCGGUCUUUGC
Messenger RNA from Anarrhichthys ocellatus (wolf-eel), 3628 nucleotides. It is a transcript of the gene trib3, whose product is annotated as tribbles pseudokinase 3. The record is from RefSeq and is a predicted model, not a curated record. Gene Ontology annotation, cellular component: nucleus. The transcript has 4 exons. Gene Ontology annotation, molecular function: ATP binding; protein kinase activity; mitogen-activated protein kinase kinase binding. NCBI's taxonomy places the organism in Eukaryota, Metazoa, Chordata, Actinopteri, Perciformes, Anarhichadidae. The coding region runs from base 552 to 1613 and encodes 353 amino acids. Gene Ontology annotation, biological process: regulation of MAP kinase activity; positive regulation of proteasomal ubiquitin-dependent protein catabolic process; protein phosphorylation.